AUCAACCAUCAUGGCGGGCGUCUACACUCCUUUCGUUUAUUGGGCACAAAGAAAGGACAAAUUGUCCCUCAAGGUGGAUUUGAGAGACGUUUCGGACCCAAAUGUGCAGCUGGACGAGUAUGGUCUGACCUUUAGAGCAUAUGGUUUUGGUGCCAAAGGACAAAAUGAAUAUGGCUUUCAAAUGGAUUUCUUCAAGCAAGUUGAUCCUGAGAAAAGCAUGUACAGAACCACGCCCCAGGGAGUGGAGUUUAUGCUGAUGAAGCAGGACAAACAGUGGUGGAGCCGUCUUGUUGAGCAGGAGAAGAGACCCGGCUUCCUCAAGGUCGACUUCGACAAGUGGAGAGACGAGGGCGACUCUGAGUCUGAAGCUGAGGAAGAAAAAGCCAGACGGCUUGAAGAGUACCGACAAGAGUCACUGAAGAAAUUUGAGGAGGAGAUGAAGGAAGAGAUGGAGAGUCGGGCAGCCAUCAAGUAUCUGAAGACCUGGUGGCUGUUUGCCUACAACUUUUUCCAGUUCAUGGGGUAUUCCUUCAUCUUUGUCAGCUGUGUCAUUCGCUACAUGAUGCACCACAGAGACUCAUUCCAGCACACCUGGGAGUUUACUGGUCAGAUGAUGAUGACCUGUCAGCUGAUGUCCUUCCUGGAGUACAUCCAUGCAGAGGUGGGGCUGGUCAACUCCAAGCCCCUCUUCCCUCUCAUACAGACUCUUGGUCGUAACUUCAUCCUGUUCCUGGUGAUCUACCCUGAGGAGCUGAUGUACCCCUUACCUGUAGUCACCUACCUUUUCACCACAUGGAGCUGUAUAGAGGUGGUCAGGUACCCGUUUUACCUGUUAACACUCAUCGGUAAGGAAAACCUCCCUGCCAAGCUCUUCAAGGUGACCCAGUGGCUGCGUUAUUCCAUAUGGAUCCCACUGUAUCCACUCGGCUUUCUACUGGAAGCCUACUGUAUCUUCACGGCUGUGCCGUAUUACGAGCGCUCCAACAAGUUCAGCUACCAGUGGGGCAAUAUCAGAAUGCACUAUCCCCUCCUGAUGAAGCUGUAUCUCAUGAUGCUGGCUGCAGGUGGUACCAUGCUGCUGAAGUACAUGGUGCGACAGAGACGCAGAAAGGCUGCGGUAAAGCGUGGAAAGGAGAGGGAGAGGGCCGCUGCUAAAGAAAGGGCUGCAGCUCAUCAGCACAUUGAUUAAGGGAACAUGUCAGCAUAGGUGGUGUGUGGGGGUGUUGGGAAUAUAAGAAUGGCAUUACAUGAAGCAGCCUAUGCUGACACCAAUCUCUUUCCUUGCUGAAUAUUCUGAAUUGAUGCUAUAAGAGGAGCAAACUGGAGCUAGAACAGGAUGGAUUCCAGGCCAUGGUAUUAGGGCAACCUACUGUAGGUGAUAAAGACAUUGGUGAUAAAGGAAAUUUAUUAUGCCUCCUCUGGUAUGUAAAAUUUUUUGGUUAGCCUGGUCUUUUAAGAAUGACGACUGCCUGGUUUAACUCUAUCUAAGAAGAUUAAGUCUUACCUUAACAAAAUAGGCUGUUAGCCAAGAACAGAACAACAUGACAUCUUGCCAUGCUUGUACAUCAUCCCAAUGUGAAAUUCCUAUUGUAGCAGUAUUGUACAUGCAGCAGUAUAUAUCUAUCGUCUAUCACUAAGAACAUAGCCUGUUCUUGAUGUGAGGACAUAUUACAUGUACUUGGUAAUGUGUUAACAAGACUCAUUUUUGUUGCAAUAAAAUGCAUUUAUUUUGUUUCAGGACAGUUUUGUACCAGAAAGCAAGGGACCACUAUUUUUGUUGUAGAACAGUAUUUCCUGGACUACACUGUAUGUUGCUUUUAUUGCUUUUACCAAGUUGAACCUGGUCCAGUAUGUAGUAGUAACUAAAGGAACAUGGGCAUUUGUGUGUGGUUUAUUUACUAUACUGUAGGUGACAAUCACAGGAUAUUCAUGCAUUUCCUGCUGAGUCAUUACUGUUGACCUUUACAUUUGGACAUUAGCUGGAGACCUUUGACUUUGAAACAAUAAUCAUGUGAAGCCACCAUUGUAUGUGGAGAUACAUGUAUGUUCAGUGGUCUAGGUUGUCCCUGUGUUGAUUAUCUUUCAGAGAAACAUGUAUUAUAUGCAUGCUACUACAGGUAUUAACAUUUGUAACUCCUGUUGUUGCUAACAUUUCUCUGUUCACUUGAACAACACACUAAAAUAUACAACAAAUAAUGACUGUAUAGUAGAAAGUAAGAAUCACUGCACCAAAGUUGUAAUGUAGAAUGGUGCCAAGUAAGUCAUGUAGUACUUAAAACUGAAAAGUAAUGCUCUCUUGAAUCAUUUAAACUCGACUGUUAGUUUAUUAUCGAAAUGUUAGUCUUUAGAAGACUUAGUGUACAAUGUCAUUUAGAAAGACCACUAAGAUCCCCUGUAUGUAAUGCUACAGGUGUUCAAAUACAUUGGAACAUAUGAUUACAACAGAAUUACAUUUAUCAAAAUAAGAUGUUGAAAUUGAAAGGAAGACUUAGUAACCAAACUACCUAAUGUACUUGUUAAGGAAGUUUAAAUGUUUUGUUUGUGAUGAUUUUUGACUGUACAAAAGAACUUGACAGCAUUAUGAUUAAUAUGCACUUGUAUGGUGCUGUAUAUUAUGCUGGUGCAAUAAUACUAAUUAAUAAUUAGGCCCAAGUAAAUGUUAUGGACGACCUUACGCCCAUCUGGCUAAAAAAAGAAAAAUUUUGUUCCUCUUUGUCAGUGGUCAGCAUGACAAGAUAAUACCAAAAAUACAUGUAGAAAAAUAUGUCAUGAUAGCCUUGAAGUGUAGUUGUAGAAAAAUAAGUCGUAAUUUUUGCCCAUCUUAUUUUAUUUAGAAUUGGAGGCUACAGAGGAUGUUAGCUGUAAAAGUUACUUGCUGUGGCCUCAUAAACAAUUACUUGACUAUUGUACAUGUGCACCAACACAAGACCCAAUAGAGUAGAGAAAUCAUGUUUUUUUUUUCAUUUAUAAUCACUUGUUUCAUAUGGUAGUAAUGUUAAUGGUGAUAUGAUUUACUUGAAUUGUUUAAGAUGUCAUGAUUUGGUGUUAUCUGAUAAUUAUUGUCAGAUUCUUUCAAUGCUCAGGAAUUGGUAAAAUCUUUAUAAAGAGCAUAAAAUGUUGCAUGUUUCUUGUUUUUGGGGUGUGGUUAUUUUGAAAGAUUAUAUUGCAUGCUAUGGAAAGGAUGAGCAAUAAUGAUUUAAUGUUAUUGUUUUUACUUAAAAGUCAUAUUCUGUGCAUUAAUAUUUUGUCUAUUAAAGUUCUCUGCCA
Messenger RNA from Branchiostoma belcheri (Belcher's lancelet), 3267 nucleotides. RefSeq names its product very-long-chain (3R)-3-hydroxyacyl-CoA dehydratase 3-like. Gene Ontology annotation, molecular function: 3-hydroxyacyl-CoA dehydratase activity. Lineage: Eukaryota; Metazoa; Chordata; Leptocardii; Amphioxiformes; Branchiostomatidae. Gene Ontology annotation, cellular component: endoplasmic reticulum membrane. Gene Ontology annotation, biological process: sphingolipid biosynthetic process; very long-chain fatty acid biosynthetic process; fatty acid elongation. The transcript is spliced from 12 exons. The record is from RefSeq and is a predicted model, not a curated record. Bases 11 to 1189 code for a protein of 392 amino acids.